This is a messenger RNA of Canis lupus familiaris (dog), 882 nucleotides long. RefSeq names its product transmembrane protein 265 (gene TMEM265). Bases 221 to 550 code for a protein of 109 amino acids. The transcript is spliced from 3 exons. The record is from RefSeq and is marked validated. Gene Ontology annotation, cellular component: membrane. NCBI's taxonomy places the organism in Eukaryota, Metazoa, Chordata, Mammalia, Carnivora, Canidae.
CCCCCCCCCCCCCACCUUUGCUUUCCUCCAUCCAGCCAAACUAGUUUGAGUCAGCCACACCCCCUUCCAAGCUCCCGGGGCCUUUCAGGUGGUGGCUGGCCACCCAACCCCACCCCUGGGCUUGGUUUGGAGACCUGAGUCAGCUCCAUCUCCACCCAAGCCAAAUCAAACCUGAGGCAGGAGCCGAAACUCACAGUCCCUCAAGGCCUAUAGACAGGUGAUGGAGGACGAGGAGAAGGCAGUGGACACCUUGGUGAGCAACAUGGAAGCUGCUCAUUCUCCAUCCCCCAUCCGAUGCUGCUGGCUCCGCCUCCGAUACUUGGCAGCUACUAGCAUUAUCUGUGGCUGCUCUUGCCUGGGAGUCGUGGCCCUUGUGUUUGCCAUCAAGGCGGAAGAGCGGCAUAAGGCAGGCCGGUUCGAGGAGGCAGUGCACUGGGGGGCCCGGGCCCGGAGCUUCAUCCUGGCCAGCUUUGCCGUCUGGCUUGCGGUCCUCAUUCUGGGCCCCCUGCUUCUGUGGCUGCUCUCCUACGCCAUCGCCCAGGCUGAGUGACCCUGGGUGGCCUCUGCUGAGAGUCAGCGAGACCUCCUGGAUCCUGCAGUGCAGCAUUGCUUCGGCCUAAGGCUGGCAAUGGUCCUUCCUGGCUGGAAGGAUGGUGCCUCUCUCAAAGGGCUUUGGAAGAGCUCUUCUAGACCUUUCCAAAAGAAGGCAGCAGCUGAGACUGUUGAGGGGAGGCCAGCCUGCUCUGUUCUUUCAGUGCCCACCAUCCCCUAUUUCCCUCAGCCUACAUCAUCUUAGGGGCCUUGACCCAGAGGUGGGGUUGAAGACCAGGCCUGAUUUUAUUAGAAUUUGUUUUAUAAUAAAAAUCUUUUUUAGUGGUGAAA